AGGAACUUUGUGGUGGCGCCGCAGGUGUGGGGGCCCGCGGAGGUGUGCAUGUGGGUCGCGAGGGCGUCGCGGAGAGCGGCCGCUUCCCUGUCUGGACCCUGCUGGAGUAGCUCGGAGGAAGCGAGCUGGAGACAGGUGUGUGCCUCUUCCUGAUUCUGGAGGAAAAUGCCGGUCCGGAAGCAAGAUACCCAGAGAGCAUUACACCUUUUGGAAGAUUAUCGUUCAAAACUAAGCCAAACUGAAGACAGACAGCUCAGAAGUUCCAUAGAACGGGUUAUUAACAUAUUUCAGAGCAACCUUUUUCAGGCUUUAAUAGAUAUUCAAGAAUUUUAUGAAGUGACCUUACUGGAUAAUCCAAAAUGUAUAAAUCGUUCAAAGCAGUCUGAACCGAUACAGCCUGUGAAUACUUGGGAAAUUUCCAGCCUUCCAAGCUCUACUGUGACUUCAGAAACACUACCAAGCAGCCUUAGCACUAAUGUAGAGAAAUACCGAUAUCAGGAUGAAGAUACACCUCCUCAAGACCACAUUUCACCACAAAUCACUAAUGAGGUGAUAGGUCCAGAAUUAGUUCAUGUCUCAGAGAAGAACCUUUCAGAAAUUGAGAAUGUCCAUGGAUUUGUUUCCCACUCUCAUAUUUCACCAAUAAAGCCAACAGAAGCUGUACCUCCCUCUUCUCCCACUGUCCCUGUGAUCCCUGUCCUGCCAGUCCCUGCUGAGAAUACUGUCAUCCUACCCACCAUACCACAGGCAAAUCCUCCUCCAGUACUCGUCAAUACAGAUAGCUUGGAAACAUCAACUUAUGUUAAUGGCACUGAUGCAGAUUAUGAAUAUGAAGAAAUCACACUUGAAAGGGGAAAUUCAGGGCUUGGUUUCAGCAUUGCAGGAGGUACAGACAACCCACACAUUGGAGAUGACUCAAGUAUUUUCAUUACCAAAAUUAUUGCAGGGGGAGCAGCUGCCCAAGAUGGAAGAUUGCGGGUCAAUGACUGUAUACUGCGAGUAAAUGAGGUAGAUGUUCGUGAUGUAACACAUAGCAAAGCAGUUGAAGCAUUGAAAGAAGCGGGGUCUAUUGUACGCUUGUAUGUAAAAAGACGGAAACCAGUAUCAGAAAAAAUAAUGGAAAUAAAACUCAUUAAAGGUCCUAAAGGUCUUGGGUUCAGCAUUGCUGGCGGUGUUGGAAAUCAGCAUAUUCCUGGGGAUAAUAGCAUCUAUGUAACCAAAAUAAUUGAAGGAGGUGCAGCACAUAAAGAUGGUAAACUUCAGAUUGGAGAUAAACUUUUAGCAGUGAACAGUGUAUGUUUGGAAGAAGUUACUCAUGAAGAAGCAGUAACUGCCUUAAAGAACACAUCCGAUUUUGUUUAUUUGAAAGUGGCAAAACCCACAAGUAUGUAUAUGAAUGAUGGCUAUGCACCACCUGAUAUCACCACCUCUUCUUCUCAGCCUGUUGAUAACCAUGUUAGCCCACCUUCCUACUUGGGCCAGCCACCAGCAUCACCAAACAGAUACUCUCCUGUUUCGAAAGCAGUGCUUGGAGAUGAUGAAAUUACAAGGGAACCUAGAAAAGUUAUUCUUCAUCGUGGCUCGACAGGACUUGGUUUCAACAUUGUAGGAGGUGAAGAUGGAGAAGGAAUAUUUAUUUCCUUUAUUUUGGCUGGAGGACCUGCUGAUCUUAGUGGAGAACUCAGAAAAGGAGAUCGUAUUAUAUCGGUAAACAGUGUUGACCUCAGAACUGCCAGCCAUGAGCAGGCAGCAGCUGCUUUAAAAAAUGCUGGCCAGGCUGUCACAAUUGUUGCACAAUACCGACCUGAAGAAUACAGUCGUUUCGAAGCCAAAAUACAUGACUUACGGGAGCAGAUGAUGAAUAGUAGCAUUAGUUCAGGAUCAGGUUCUCUUCGAACUAGCCAAAAGCGAUCCCUCUAUGUCAGAGCCCUGUUUGAUUAUGACAAGACUAAAGACAGUGGCCUUCCUAGUCAGGGAUUGAACUUCAAAUUUGGAGAUAUCCUCCAUGUUAUUAAUGCUUCUGAUGAUGAAUGGUGGCAAGCCAGACAGGUUACACCAGAUGGUGAGAGUGAUGAAGUUGGGGUGAUUCCUAGUAAACGAAGGGUUGAGAAGAAAGAACGAGCCCGAUUAAAAACAGUGAAAUUCAAUUCUAAAGCAAGAGGAGAGAAAGGGCAGUCAUUCAAUGACAAGCGUAAAAAGAACCUCUUUUCCCGAAAAUUCCCCUUCUACAAGAACAAGGACCAGAGUGAGCAGGAAACAAGUGAUGCUGACCAACAUGUAACUUCUAAUGCCAGUGAUAGCGAAAGUAGUUACCGUGGUCAAGAAGAAUAUGUCUUAUCUUAUGAACCAGUGAAUCAGCAAGAAGUUAAUUAUACUCGACCAGUGAUCAUAUUGGGACCUAUGAAAGACAGGAUAAAUGAUGACUUGAUCUCAGAGUUUCCUGACAAAUUUGGAUCAUGUGUUCCUCAUACAACCAGACCAAAACGAGAUUAUGAGGUAGAUGGAAGAGAUUAUCAUUUUGUGACUUCAAGAGAGCAAAUGGAAAAAGAUAUCCAAGAACAUAAAUUUAUUGAAGCUGGCCAGUAUAACAACCAUCUCUAUGGAACAAGUGUACAGUCUGUGCGAGAAGUAGCAGAAAAGGGCAAACAUUGUAUCCUUGAUGUGUCUGGAAAUGCCAUAAAGAGAUUACAGAUUGCACAACUUUACCCAAUCUCCAUUUUUAUUAAACCCAAAUCCAUGGAAAAUAUCAUGGAAAUGAAUAAGCGUCUGACAGAAGAACAAGCCAGAAAGACAUUUGAGAGAGCCAUGAAACUGGAACAAGAAUUUACUGAACAUUUCACAGCUAUUGUACAGGGAGAUACGCUGGAAGACAUUUACAACCAAGUGAAGCAGAUCAUAGAAGAACAGUCUGGUCCUUACAUUUGGGUUCCAGCAAAAGAAAAGUUAUGAGGACUGAUGUUUCUCUAUUUCUCUUUUCCACAGUCUCAUUUUCUUUGACACUUCUUUGCCCUUUCCGUCUGGAAUCUGUCUUCAAUACUUCCUCCAUAUUGAAUCAUGUCCCACUCACCAUCAUCUGCAGUUGCACUUAUUUUAGACGUCUUAGUGUCUCCUUCAAGUUGUAGCAUCUGUAUUAUGUCACAAUUGGUUUGUGGCCAUUUUUCACGAAUGAAGAUGGAAUGGCCUGACCAGCUAUUAAUAGGAUUUGGGGAGAGGGGGAAAUUGUGGUACAAUUCCUUAAUGUUUAAGGGAAAGUAACUUUAAGAGAUUUUCAGAAAAGCUUUAUAUACAUUCUUUUCAAAUUGUAGUAUAAAUUAAAGAAAAGUGGUUUUGAUCAGUGAUUCAGUAAUCUCUGAGCAUCAAUGCAUGCUUAACUUUAAUAGCAUGGUUUGGCCAAUACAUUAGCUCUCAAGUCCUUUUCUCAAUUGACUUCAGUUAUCAAAGCAAAUAUUUCAUUAGAGGCAAAUAAGGUAAAUACAUGUUUUUUAAUUUCAAAAUUAAUUAAAUGGGUUAACUUUUAUAAUUUCCCAAGGAAUAUUCAUUUUUCAUAAGAAUUCUUCUUAAAGUCUUUUAUUGUUUGAAGUUGUGGUUUUUUUUCCCCAAUAGAUUUGCUAGGAAUAAGUGUUUAAAUGUUUUUAACCUAUUUGUGCAACGCUAUUUAUAGUGUCUUACAAGAGUUGUUCAUACAUAAUGAUCAUCACACUUUCUGAACUGAGGCCGUGUUUAGGUGCUAGGGGAGCUCACCUUUUACACAUAAGGUUGAGAAAAUAUCAGACAUAAAUACAAAAUAGACAUAAUAGUGGUGAUAUAGUAAUCAUUAUGGCAGUGGGAAAGGAGUCCAAUUCAUGGUCUAAAACUUUAAAUGUCUUCUUAGGGGUCAGAUUUUAAUGACUAUUUUACCCACAAUAACUGACUAUUUUGUUAUAAUAAAAAUAUAUAUAUAAAUAUAUAUAAAACUUUCUUUAACUAAACUCUGUAACUAUGGGAAUUAUUUUCUUUACAUAGUUGCACACACAUAAACAUAUAUAUAUUUAAAAUAUAUUUUUUUCUUUUGCCACCUACUCUUUUUGUUUGUUUUUUAAAUUAAAUAUUAAUUGACUAGACUUUAUCUUCCUUAAUCACAUGAAGUGAAAAUGGGGGUACAGUGGUUGUGGAAAGAAACCUUUAGGAAAAUUACGUUAUGAGUAAAAACAUGGGCGUGUUCUCCUCUCUUCUACUAAAGUUUUCAAAUGGUUCCUAGUUGGUUUUUUGUGGGGGGUUUUGGGGGGAGGGUGGGAUUUUUUUGGUUGUUACCCUUGUUCUUGACAUUGGUUUGGAUUUGGUCUCCACCUCUCCUUCAGCUUCUCCUUUCAUUAAUAGGCAAACAGGUAAAAGCUUCAUGUGUAUAAGUGUUUUCCCCUCAGUAUGCACACCUCUCAUCUCUCAUAGCUGCUCUGCAGUAUAGUUGCAUAAAUCUUCAUGGUGAGCAACUAAGAAAUUUUAGUGAAAAGUAGGUAACAAUUUCAGAAAUCAAUUUCUCUGGUCUUUUAUAUUAAUAAUAUUGUUUGGCUUCCCAUUGCUUUUUUGGAGUUGCUUAUUAAAUAUGUGUUUUUGACAACCUCCUCAUUACAGUUUCUUGAACAAAUGAGUACUGGUUUGUAAAGAAUUAUGAACAUUAUCCAUUCCAUUUAUGAGAAAGAGGAGAACAGCUAAUAAACUUUAUUGUAAAAUCUGUAUGUUAAAUGUGUCUUAUAUUCUGAAAGAAAAUUAUUUUACAAGUUAACAUUUUCUUGGAAUAAUUUGAGGCAUCACAUAAUUUGUAAACUGAAUUCAAGAGUCAUUAGGCAACCUAAUGAAACUUCUGUGGGUUUUAGAGUUAAAAAUGUUAACAUAUUGAAAUAUAAACCAUAGCUGUUAUAUGCUAAAUAUAGUAAGUUCUUACCAAACAAACAUAUUAAAAGAAAAUUAUUGUAAAAUUAUAACAAGAACCCCAGAAAUCACCUUACAGCAAGACCUCAGCAUAAGCCAUUUUGAAGUAUUUACAAGGCAGAUGUUGUAAAAUAUCAAGCAUUUAAAAUAUGAUGCCAUUUAUGUCUUUAAAUGUAUGUUACAUUGCUUUCUGAAUGUCCUUGUUAAGUGAUUUUUUUGUAAGAACAUACUUCUGUGCACCUUUCUAGAUUGUAUAGAAUUAUUAAUAAAAGUACUAAUUGCUUAGCCACCUUAGUAUAUUACCACCUUAGUAUAUUACCAUUUAAUUUUUCACAAAAAGGUAAGAGUUACUAACCCCACUAUAAGGCUUAAGCAGAAUCACUUGGCCAAGAUUACUUAGCUAGUAAAUGGCAGUGCUGGGUAUUGUUAUCAAAGUCUUUCUGCCCCAGGUUCUUCCAAAUAUACUGUGCUGCCUCAUUUUUCUGCCCCGACUAUGUAAGGUACUAAGACUUAAAUUUUGUUUGUUAGUGCUCCUUUACAGCUAAAGAUAGACUUAGAUGAAGGUCCUUGCCCAGAGUUACAUGGUAAGGACAGACCAAGUCAUUACCAUCACAGCUGGAAGGACUAUUUCUGGGGAACAAGUCAGCCAGCACCAUCCCAAUGAUGUACAAGGAAAGAACCUCUUUAGAACCAAAAAUGAAACACUCUUCAUUGGAAUAGUCCACUUUUCUAAUACACAGGGAAUAAUGAUAUUUUGAAUGUUUUAUGAAAUAUUCCAUAUUUUAACAUCCUUUUUAAUAUUAACUUGGCAACAGUAAAAAUGCCUCUUAAAUGUGACUACACAUCUCUGAUUGCUUUCUUAUUCCACAUCUGUGCAGAGCUCUCCAAAAAAUGAUGGGAGCAAUCUUGAAGGGCUUACUUAUUCCAACAGAAUACACCCUGGUUAACAAAUACCUGCUAAAUCACUACAUAGUAUUUAAACUCCACAUGUGGCAAUUUGGGGACUCUACUAAUGAGGAAAUUUUAUCUUCUAAAUUAUUUAAACAGUUACCAUCUAAGAUUCUGCCUUAAAUACUCCUAAUUUACAAGUGAGGAACCAGAAGCCCAGAGAUCCUGUGUCCUGAUCAAAGCCACACUGCAAAUCAGGAACAGAGCCAGGAUUAGAGCCUUUCACUCCCUGUUCCCUGAACAGUGACUUUUCUAUUCCAGUUCCUUUUCCUCCCAUGCUGUGAGCUGAAUUUAGUGGGCUAUUCAAUCCCUUGAGAUUUGAAUUACUAAUUAAGAGAAAGUAUGUAGCGGUGAAUUUCUUCUAUUGAGGUGGUCAAAUUUGAAAGAUAACAGAGGACACAAAAGUCACUUCUGAAGGAGGUUUAGGUUGUCAGUUUUAGUCCAGUGUUGAUAAUUCCAUUCAUCUCCCUCCAGAAUUGCUCAACAUAGCACUCUUUGGCUUUGACAGUGAAGUACUGAAAUGUGAAGGCUGUGGGCUAUCGAAUCAGAGCUUGACUUGAAUGCCAGCUCUGCCAUUGGCUGUGUAAUGUUAGUUGGACAAGUCAUAUCAUCCCAGUUUCUGUUUACCUAUCUGUAAAAUGGAGAUAUUUUGAAAAUCAAUAAGAUUACAAAUAAAGGGAGCAUUCUAAAAGUCAGUUCCCUUUCCCUUUGGAGUAAGAAGCCUGGAAUUAUUCCAAGCCCCCUUGUAUAGAUUAUCCUGAGCCUUUUGCCAUAUUUUAAAUCAGAUUUGAUUGAGUACCUUACAGGAUUAUUAAUAAGGGUUAAAUAAAGUGUGCACAGAACACCCA
This is a messenger RNA of Phacochoerus africanus (Common warthog), 6701 nucleotides long. RefSeq names its product discs large MAGUK scaffold protein 1 (gene DLG1). Gene Ontology annotation, biological process: chemical synaptic transmission; neurotransmitter receptor localization to postsynaptic specialization membrane. Gene Ontology annotation, cellular component: neuron projection; postsynaptic density membrane; neuromuscular junction. Gene Ontology annotation, molecular function: kinase binding. The coding region runs from base 166 to 2949 and encodes 927 amino acids. The record is from RefSeq and is a predicted model, not a curated record. NCBI's taxonomy places the organism in Eukaryota, Metazoa, Chordata, Mammalia, Artiodactyla, Suidae. The transcript is spliced from 26 exons.